Leptidea sinapis is the source of this 1772-nucleotide messenger RNA. It is a transcript of the gene L130, whose product is annotated as KIF-binding protein-like. The coding region runs from base 51 to 1682 and encodes 543 amino acids. The transcript has a single exon. The record is from RefSeq and is a predicted model, not a curated record. NCBI's taxonomy places the organism in Eukaryota, Metazoa, Arthropoda, Insecta, Lepidoptera, Pieridae.
UACAACCCAAAAAUAUUGUUGAUUAUUUAUAUUUCCAAAUAAAUUCAAGUAUGGAUACAAUAUUAAAUCGUAUAAAUAAGACAUUCGAAACUUUGAAGAAUAAUUUUAAAUGUAAAAACUCUCCAGACAAAUUGCCUAAUUUGAAGAAUGAUAUAAGACUCCUACAAACAGAUAUCAUUGUAUUGGGAAGGGAAAAUCAUGACAAUUAUCGGAGAUCACUGGCGAUGGAAGCAUUUUUAGCGUUGCUUACUGUGAAAACUGUGCCUCUUUCACUUAUAGAUAAAAGAAAUAUUUUACAAUCGAUCUAUGAAAAAAUGAGGCCUUAUGCUUUGGCCGAAGAAUGUUUAUUUGUAUUUCUCAGAAUACAGAAUCUUUUAUGCUAUAACCUUAUACAACUACAUCUUCUUGCCGAUGCUCGUGAAAUUCUUGAAGAAGUUGAAGAACUUUAUGAUAAAAUUGAUGAGUCUAAAUUAUUUUAUGAUGCAGAGGAUUUGUUCAUAGCCGAGCCUAUUUGUAAUAUAAAAACAAUGAAUGUAGAGAAAAUCAAUAAUGUAAUUACAAAUAAUAUUCAAAUGCAAGCCUUUUUAUAUAAUAAAUUAGAUCUGCCUGACAAGUACACUAUGUACAAUCACACAGUUUUGAGAAGACAGUUGGAAAUGAAAGAAGGUACUCCCCAAGACUGGGCUUUACGGACCGCUCGACUUGGUAAUUAUUUUACUUAUCUUAAUCAGCUUGAUCAUGCUUGUUAUCAUUUGUGUGCUUCUUACCAUGUUCUUCGUACCUUCCAUGACAACUGUAAACUAAUGCCAAAAGAAUUUAUAGUGCAAAAAGCAGAUAUUGAAGUACAAUUUUUGGAACUCAGUCAUUAUUGGGUUAAAUAUGGCCUAACAUUGUUUAAGCUAUCACGCAAGAAUGUUUUAAAUAAGUUUUUUUCACAACCCACAUUAAAAACAGAUCUUUGGAAAACUGUUAAUGGAUUAGAUGAUACUCUUUCAAAUGCAGGGGAAUAUUUCAAGGAUAUCGGUCCAGAAAAAAGUGGCAAAGGUGAUUCAACUUUGAAUGAUAUUUUCACCUUCCCUACAUUAAACUUGAAUAAUAUCCAAAAUAAAGUUCCUUCGGAAACUGUAAAAACCCCCGAAGAAGCUCGUAAACUUUUUGCAUUUACGCAUAAAUGGUUAAUGCGAGCUAAGCAUUAUUACGACUUUGAACAGCACUCGUCUCAAUAUAUAUCAUGCUGCUUACAAUUAGCUGAAUUGCACGAACACUUGGCAUUCUUUGAAAAAAACAUCGAUAACCAGUAUACUAUACAAAAAAGAAGGGCGGAUGUUUUAGAAGCUCUAAACUCUCUACUGAAAACUUGCGACAACGUUAUGACUGUUCAAAUAGAUGUGAUACGUGAAUUGUCUCAAGUGCAAUUAGAGCUAAUGGCAUUGAACUUGCAAAAGUUAUGGCGUGAGGAAUCUCAAACUAACGUUGUUGAUUUGGAUACGGAUGCUGAUUAUCUAAUAAAUUCUCUGGAUUCUGCAUCAAGUAAAACUUUAACAGAUAGAACGCUAAAUGCCAACUGUAAAAAUGCAGUAUUGAGAAAAAUGGAAGCAGCUACAACAUUGAAUGGGACACUCUAUAGACUCAGUGGACAAUUAAACGCUAAAACGCCAUCCGAAUUAAGCUUAAAGCUUUGAUAAAAACUAACGAGUUUCCUAUCUGUAUCCCCAUGAUCAAAAUAUAUAAGUAACAGUUUGCUAAGUCGUCAAUAAAUAAUAUUAAUAAAA